AUGGAGGACUUAUUGAAUGAAAUAAAAGCUGAAAGGCUGUACAAGGUACUAACUCCCCAAGGUUGUGACAAAGACGCAGGAACAACGGUCCCUGCUGUGUGUGAGGGGGCUCAAGGACCCGCAGUACCUGACCCUUCCUUGAACUCUGAUUCAGGACUCAAUAGUAGUUUGGCACAGUUUGUUGGCACAAUGGAGCAGUUGGCUGUGAAGUCAGCCCUACCUCCCCUUGAGGUAGUCAAGUUUAGUGGUGAUCCGUGUCAGUAUAACACGUUUACUUCAAGGUUCAACACCAUGGUGCACUCCCAGAAUAUCAGCGAUUCGCAAAAGAUGGCUCGCCUCCUGCAGUUUGUGGACGGUCGAGCGAAGACGGCCAUCUCUGGGUUUGAUGGCGUUCAGGGUGGUUUAGAGAAAUCUCUGGCCAUCUUGAAACGUAGGUUUGGUCAGCCACACAUGAUAACAGAGGCAUGUGCUGAAGCCCUUGUUAACGGACCAAACAUAGCAUCCAAUGAUACGGAAGCGCUGAAUGACUUUGCUGACAAAUCCCGUACCGUACUGGAGACGCUAGUAUCCAUUGAUGCUCUUGGUGAAAUGAACAUGGCCAACCUAUCAAAAAUGUCUCGUAAGCUUCCACUGCCAUUACAGUACAAGUGGCGUGAUCAGGCGCAGAAAAAACGAGACUUAGGUGGUACAGUUAAAUUGCAGGAACUGGUCAAGUUUAUUGAAAGGUCGGCCGAUGCUGCAAACGAUCCAAUCUUUGGUAGGGUUGGUGAAACCAAGAGGGAUAAGCCAAAACCAACUUCACAUGUCGCAUCAGGAAUUGUGAAAGAAAAGAAAAGAAACUUUUCAACUCAGGUUCAGGCUAAGAUUAAGAAUAACCCUGCGCCAGCGCGUAAACGAGAAUGCUACGAAUGUAAAUCGAAUCAUUUACUCAAGGAAUGUCCUGACUUUAAAGCAACUGAUUAUAAACAUCGCAGCAGUGUAGCCAGGGCAAACGGCCUUUGUUUUAACUGCCUUUUCAAGGAUAAUUUUAUUGCGGACUGUAAGACAGCCCCCCAGUGCACUGAAUGUACUGGGAAACACCAUACUCUGUUGCAUCGUGAUACAGAGACCAAGCCCAAGUCUGUGGACAACUACGCAAUCGGCUCCGGUACAACCAACUCAAAAAUCGCCCUACAGACAGUGCCAGUAAGAAUUAUUGGGCCUGAUGGUGCGAGCAUCAAAACAUUUGCACUCUUAGAUUCUGCAAGCGAGGAAUCCUUUUUCGACGCCAAAUUAGCCAAGAAGUUGAAAAUUGGGAGUGAUGGGCAGGAACAGUUGAACGUUUGUACUAUGACUGGGGAAUCUACAGUCAAGGUUGGUAAAAGCGUGUUGCAGUUAAAACCAGCCACAGGGGACACUCCAGGCGGGCUUGCCAUAAAUGUACCAGUUAAAGUAGUGGAGGAUUUCAGCAUUGACACGAACCGGCCUGCUGAUCUUUCGAAAUGGUCACAUCUGAAGGGAAUAACCAUACCUGAGGUUGACGAGGACCAAGUUCACUUGCUGAUAGGAACUAAUGUGCCCGCUGUACAGAUUCAUCUAGAAAGUCGGAUUGGUGAAGAAAACGAACCGUUUGCAGUCCGUACUGUCUUAGGAUGGUCAGUAUUUGGUCCCCUUGGAGGAGGUCAACGACAGCCGAAGGUCAAGGUCAACUUUCUGAGACACAAUGCAACAGAAAUCAUUGAGUCCCAGAUGGCUCAGCUCCUCGAACUUGACAAUGUUGGGGUCGCCAAAAAGAAAGGGAUGUCGAUUGAAGAUCGACGGGCCCUGACUAAAUUGGAGGCUUCAACCAAACGGAUCGACGGCCGAUACGAGGUAGGGAUGUUAUGGAAGGCGGACGACCCCUGGCUGCCAAACAACAAGACAAUGGCGGAGUCAAGGUUAGAGUCCCUGCGGAGAAAAUUGUCAGAAUGGAACUUUCAUGUGGACACUGAAGGAUUCACUGUAACACUUCAUUGGAAGAAAGCGGACCAUGUCAUUAAAGAGAGUUCUGAAAAUUCACCGGUACUAUUUGCUAAUCGCCGCAGAUCCAUACGUAAACGGGAAAGAGACAAAAGGCGGUUGGCCGACUAUUUGGAAAGGAAAAGAAUUAAGGACAGUGCGGGGAAGCGCAAAGGCGACAUUAAAGAACAGUCAAAGACGGACAUUGGCUAUCAUUCACAGCAAUAUGGCGACAAAAAUACCGCCAAAUCGUCAUCCGACCCUCGCACAUAUUCAACGACUAUGGACACGCCAAAUGUUCUCAAACAAGUGAUCGCACCUCCUUGUUACAGGGAGAUGGUCGAAAAGCGGCCGAUGUUCUUCCAUUGGCCUGAGGGAGGACAAGAACCCGUCGCGAGCAGCAGACUACAACACCUGCCACAUCACGCUGUUUUCCACCCACGGAAACCAGACAAGGUCAGGGUGGUGUUCGACGCUGCCGCUAAAUACCAGGGAGUUUGUCUUAAUGACCAACUAGUGAAUGGUCCUGACUUGACCAAUAGUCUCCUAGGCAUCCUUGUGAGGUUUCGAGAAAAGCCGGUCGCCAUUGUCGGCGAUAUUGAGGGUUUCUUCCUGAGGGUGGGUGUGCCCGAAGACGACAGCGAGGCUCUUCGUUUUCUAUGGUGGGAAAACGGAGACCUGGACGGCCAGGUUGUUGUGUGCAAAAUGACAAGACAUAUUUUUGGGGCCAAAGACUCUCCAAGCUGCUGCUAUUAUGCUUUGAAGAGAACCGCCAAAGAUGCUCAGGAACGGUUCAGUAGUGAGAUUGUUACAUCUGUCGAGAGACAGUAUUACGUGGAUGAUCAUCUAAGCUCAUUGCCAAACACAGCCAAGGCUAUCGAUGCAGUCAGAGACAUUACAGCGAUAACAGCUACCGGAGGCUUUCGGACAACUGGUUAG
This is a messenger RNA of Lineus longissimus, 2916 nucleotides long. RefSeq lists its product as uncharacterized. Bases 1 to 2916 code for a protein of 971 amino acids. The record is from RefSeq and is a predicted model, not a curated record. The transcript has 4 exons. NCBI's taxonomy places the organism in Eukaryota, Metazoa, Nemertea, Pilidiophora, Heteronemertea, Lineidae.